AUGUACUCACAAAAGCAGCCGGUGGUUGUUUUGAACCAAAAGACAGAGCGGCAGACCGGACGCAAGGCGCAGAUGAACAACAUUGAGGUGGCUAAGACUGUGGCCAGUCUUAUCAGCAGCACACUUGGACCGUGUGCAAUGCUCAAGAUGAUCCUUGAUCCAAUGGGCGGCACGGUGCUGACGAAUGACGGCAACUGCAUCCUUCGCGAGAUUGACGUGGUGCAUCCCGCCGCAAAGCACAUGCUGGAGCUCGCGCGUGCUCAGGACGAGGAGGUUGGCGACGGCACCACUUCUGUCAUUGUGCUCACGGGGGAAAUAUUAAGCCUGGCGCAACCCCUCCUGGAGCGUAACAUUCACCCGCUGAAGAUAGUGAAGGGCUUCUCCCUUGCACUGACGGACGCCCUGGCGGCAAUCGAGAUGAUUGGGACUACCAUUGACCCGAAUGACACGCAGCAGUUGGAGUCUGUCGUGCGGGCAUGUCUUGGCACAAAGUUUAAUUCACGUGAGGAUGAUAUUAUGUGCAAAAUGGCGGUGGCCGCGACACAGCGGGUUGUCGUAGAGAACAAGAACACGGGCCAAAAGGAGGUGGACAUCAAGCGAUACGCCAAGAUAGAAAAGAUCCCUGGCGGGUCCGUCUCCGAUAGCGUCGUGCUGGACGGUGUGAUGUUUACCAGGAUCACAUCCACGCCAAGAUGCGUCGCUACAUUGAGAACCCCCGCAAUUAUCUUUUUGGAUUGGCC
Molecule: messenger RNA, 740 nt
Organism: Trypanosoma cruzi
Lineage: Eukaryota; Euglenozoa; Kinetoplastea; Trypanosomatida; Trypanosomatidae
Product: t-complex protein 1 gamma subunit, putative
Exons: 1
Biological process (GO): protein folding
Cellular component (GO): chaperonin-containing T-complex
Molecular function (GO): ATP hydrolysis activity; ATP-dependent protein folding chaperone; ATP binding
Source: RefSeq, a predicted model, not a curated record